Messenger RNA from Contarinia nasturtii (swede midge), 2178 nucleotides. RefSeq lists its product as uncharacterized. The coding region runs from base 478 to 1863 and encodes 461 amino acids. Gene Ontology annotation, molecular function: protein binding. Lineage: Eukaryota; Metazoa; Arthropoda; Insecta; Diptera; Cecidomyiidae. The transcript is spliced from 5 exons. The record is from RefSeq and is a predicted model, not a curated record.
CGUUUUAUUUAAUCGUUUCAUUCUCUGAGUUUGCUAUUAAUUAAUUUAAAAAAAAAUAAGAUUCACCAAUCGCUAUCUCACAUCAAUUUGUUUGUUUACACAAAAUUUUGUUUACAAAACAUCUAAUAAAGAGAGUGUUUGUUUGUCACAAGUAUUUUCGUCGUUGAUCUGCAUAGAUUCGCAUGAGGAACCCAGCAAAAAAUGUUAUGCUGCUUUUGGCAUCGAUUAUGGGAACAAUGGAUUACAGCAAAUGACAGACAGUUGUCAAAGUUUGACAACGUCUAUCGUAAAGAAUGCAUUAAAGUAACCAUUAACCAAUGUUUAGAAGUUGCAAACGUUUUUCAUAAACAUAAAUCAAUAUAGAAUUUAUUUUGCCGGUAAUAUUUACAAGAUAAGUAAGAAAAACCAUUCUUAGCGGUAGCCAAAACCCGAAUUGCAUGUGGUAAUCCUUGUUGAAAGAUAUCAAUCCGAAAAAAAAUGAGAACGAGAUCGUGUACAAAGAGUUUGAUCUCAGAUUUCAAACGAAAAAAGUAUGCAUUGCUGGAGAAGAAAAAAUUAUCAAAGAAAAGUGAUGAACUGGUGCGUUCAACGAGAAUCACAAGAAAAUCCAAAACAUGCUUCAUGGAUCUGAAUGACGAUUGCAUUGAGGAGAUAUUACGACGGCUACCUGCGGUGGAACUGUGUAAAUUUACCAUUUUGAGCAAACGCCUGAAAGGCCUUGCUGAGGAUAUGUUCAAGAGAUUAUACUCGAUUAAGACCAUUACAUUCAAACCAACCGAAACAUGUGCCACGGAAUUCGGUUCAAAAAUCACCAGGUUAUUCAUGAAAUCUUUCGGUUCAUAUAUGCAACAAAUACAGUUAAUUGGAACGGAGGAUUCAAGUGAAAAGCGCAUGGAACAGAAAAUGCUUACGUCAAUCGGUUCAAAUUGCGGACCAAAUUUACAAUGUAUUAAUUUGGUGCGCUGUGAUCUAAAUGAAAAUACUGUUCGUUUGCUAGAAAAAACAUUGGAAUUCGUUCCACAAAUAACGCUGGAUGGAUGUCGCUUGGCUAGUGCUAGUGUUGACGUUUAUGAUUUGUUGUUGAAAAAGUGUCACCGCCUUCGUACAUUGAAUAUAAUACAAUGCAACACAUUUGAUCAUGGUACAUGGCUUCGACGUCGGUAUUCUACACUAAAAACUGUUCAGGUGCUGCGAGCCAUUUUUGAACCCGAAGAUGUUCGCGUUUUCUUCGAACUAAAUCCACACAUAACAGAAGUUUGGUUUAAUGUACGAAUGCCUCAGCUAACACAUCAGUACGAUUCGGAUAAGUUACAACGAUUUCUGAUGAUAAAUGGUUUCGAUGAAGGAAACUAUUGCGAACGAUUUUUGAAUACAUAUGCAAAAAUUGUAGUCAAAUCUCUUACACUUGGUCAUAAUGUGAUUACAGAGAGAAAGUGCAUGGCCAUUGCACAAAUGACCGACAUUAGAGAGCUGAAAUUUAUUGAACCGAAUGGUUUGAAUGCCGAUUUUGUUGAUAUUCUAUCAAAAGGAUUGGAUAAUUUGACAACCGUUUUCUUAAGCGGCGAAAUGUUCAAUUAUCAAAUGAUUCAGGAUUUGAUUAGCCAAUUUCCACGUUUGGCUUACCUUUAUCUCCACAACACCGAAUUCAAUUCAAUUUCAUCCGACCAGUUCAGUGCACUGAUAAUGGCACGGAAGCGGUCUGCAACCAUCGAAACUGAAAAUCGUCCACUUACCAUAUUCGUUGGACGCUCAACGCCGGUUUAUGCACGAGCAAUGUGCCGCAAGUUCAAAGACAACAAAAUCAUCAAAGUGGUAACGAUGAAAUCAAAAGAAUUUCAAUCUCAUUUCUUCUUAGCCAAAUAAGUUCGCUUCGUAUGAGUAUCGAAAAAAAAAACACACACGAAUAUUUCUUAUUGUUUCAAUACCAUUCGUGGCGGUGGCAUUGGCUAUUAAACAGUAGAGAAUCAAUUAAACAUUUUGUUGAUACAGAAUUUCGUACUGUAUAUAUCAACAGCCAUGGCUUUUACGUAAACCUCAAUGACACAAUAAUAAUUAAAAGCAUAAAAUUGUGUGUCAAAUACGACUACGAAUGGGAUAAGCGGAAAAGCUAGUCAAAUAAAUAAUAUUUAUAAGGAAAACAAAAUAAAACCAAUUUACGAUUAUCAUGGAAGCUGUUUA